UUUCCUGUUCACCUGAAUGAGCAACAAGUUCCCGCAGAUCGGCUGGGUGAGAUGGAUCUGUAGGACAAAAGCUGUUUCAGUUUAGGACUGGACUCUUAACGGUGGCCGGAGGAUCCUUGUACUCAUGGAUUGCUGUGACACAUCAGCUGGACAAUUCAGGGACUUCAAGAGGGACGACUUUGAGGCUGAAUGGACUAAGGUGGCCGAAGGUAGAUUUGGUCAUGUGUACCAAGUCAAAGUCAAGCUCUGGCGGGAAAAGUGUGCUCUGAAAACCUUUGAUGCAACAUUGUCUGCCAACAACUUUUACAGGAAAACAAAAGAUGUAUUGUCCAACAUAGCCAAGUUGAAGUUUAGGUACAUUUUGUCCAUCUAUGGCGUGUGCAGCGAAGCUACAGCUGUUGUCAUGGAGUACAUGAGUAAUGGAUCCCUAAACAAUCUCCUAGUCAGUCACCACUUCAUGUGGCAAAAGAAGUUCCAGAUGGUCCAUGAGAUUUCUAUGGCCAUGAAUUUCCUUCACAGCGCGAAACCUCCGCUGCUUCAUCUUAACCUCAAGACUUCCAACAUCCUACUGGACGAUCAUCUUCAUGUCAAGGUUUCAGAUUUUGGUCUUGUCCACUGGGAGGAUGGCAUGUGCAAGGCGACGUUCAUGGAGCGCCUGACAGCAAGAGGCAACAUAAACUACAUUCCUCCUGAGGUCUUCACCGAAUGCUCCGAUUCACCAGGAACUGCUUUUGAUGUUUACAGCUUCGGGAUAGUGAUUUGGGAGAUACUGACACAGCAGAAACCCUACACAGGGUGCAGUGUGACCAAGGUGCUGCUGCAGGUAUCAAAAGGGAAGAGGCCCUGUUUGGAGAUGAUUCCUGAGAAGAGGCCCGAGGAGUGCGACGAGUUGAUCUGCAUCAUGCAACAGUGCUGGGACAAGAAUCCCCAGAUGAGGCCCCUAUUCUCAGACACUGUGAGGAAAACAGAGACUCUGAACGAAGUCUUGAAGAUCCCAGGAACAAUAACAGGUCAAAGGAAGGACGAACCUGAGCAGGAAUCAAAGUAUCCCUGGAUGUUCUCGCCAGCACACAAAGUCAGUUUACUUGAGAUGUCUGAAACACUUUCAGAUGACCACCACGGCAAGAACAGCAUUCUCUCUAUGCUGGCCAAAAAGGACUUUAGCAGUUUCAGGCAGUCUGUGAAAGGAGAUGACGUGUACAUGCAGUAUUCGGGCCAAAAGAGCCUGCUUCACUUCACGGUAGCCAGCGGUGAUGCAGAAAGUGUCAAGCAUGUCCUGAGUCUGGGUGCUGAAGUGAACUGUACAACUGCCAGAGGUUACACUCCCCUUAUCAUCGCUGUUUUGCAAAGGUUUUAUGACAUCACCUGUUUACUGCUGGAUCAUGGAGCAUCUACAACGCAAGGGGACAAAGACCAGUGGACGCCGCUGCAUUUUGCAGCACAGAAUGGGGAUGACAGAACCAUCCGUCUCCUACUGGAAAAAGGAGCUGCGGCCGAUGUGCGAGAAAAAGCCGGUUGGUUGCCUCUCCACCUGGCGUGCCAGAAUGGCCAUGAGACAGUUGUGCGCCUGCUGCUUUCGCGGAUGUCAGAGGACGCCAUUGUAAAUCAGGUGGAGGAGGAAGGUAGAACACCGCUCCACAUUGCAUGCUCCUACGGGCAUGUCAACAUCGCCAAACUUCUCAUUGGUAGUGGUGUGGAUCCGAACGCUAUGGACUAUUCUUUCUCCACUGCUCUCCAUCUGGCAGCUGAGCAAGGCCAUAACCGCAUAGUCAGACUCCUGUUGACUAAGGAGGUCAAAACUGACAUUCCAGACAUCAGGAGAUACACACCACUUCAUCUGGCUGCUCUGAAGGGUCAUACAGGCAUUUGCAGGCAGCUGCUUUCCAACGGGGCCAACCCGAACUGCAAGACCGAUCAAGAGUGGACUCCCAUGCACCUGGCAGCCCUAAGAGGACAUGAGGCUAUAGUGGUCCUUCUGGAGAAUAAGGGUGGUUCAGUGAAUGCAAAAGGCCAGAAUGGCUGGACUCCACUGCACCUGGCCUGCCACCAGAGUGAAUCGGAGGUAGUGGUGAAGCUUCUGGCAGCAAAAGCUGACCCAAACGUCAAAGAGGAAAGUGACGGAUGGACACCCCUGCACCUCGCCUGUGCCAGUCUGUGCUUUCCAUGUGUCCUCCACUUAAUAUCACAUCAGGCAGAUGUCAAUGCAUUAAACUCAGGAAAGGCAACACCUUUACACUUAGCUUGCCAACAUGGCUGCAUGCCCAUUGUUAAAGCUCUGCUGCUAAAUGGAGCAGAUAAGACACUGAUGGACUCUUCUGGAUCCACAGCACUGAAUGUAGCCCAGAGGUGUGAAAAAUGGGAAAUCGUGGAGCUGCUGAAAAAUGAAUGUGAAUUGUAAAUUACAGCAAAGAAAGGUUUUUGAUAAUUGACCACAGUGCAGUAUUGUUGACCCGGUCAUUGGGACUUUGGUGUGACAUUUUGUACCAGGAUGUUGAAGGUUUUUGAUAAGUUUUGUCGUUUUUGUUAUGACAAGAAUAGUUUUUAAAAGUGGAUUAGAAGUAGACAUUUAAAGACUUUUAACAUUUUGCUUGUCCAACAUCCAACUACAAAUAUAUAAAUAUAUAAUUGAGGCCGACUGAGAUUUUGCUCAGGCAACUAAAUAGGCCUGGUUUCACAAUUGGCUUUUCACAAAGUACUCUGUUUUUUUCUUUAUAAGCACUUGAUAAAACUAGUUGGCUCUCCAGCAGAUCAUAUUUAUAUAACCAAUAAACAUGAGGCCACAAUGAAGCCUGUGAACAACACCACAUGUUGUGGGGGAGCGUUUGUUUUGUCUGUUUGUUUUGUUUGCUGAGCAUCAGAAGGUGCCUCAGUGGUCAGUCAUAUUACAAACAUCCAGUAUAGGUGGAUUUCAUACACAAAUGUUGUUUUGGUUACAUGAGAAACCUAUUUUUAUUACAUUUGUCAAACAAUCAUGUUAUCUCGAUGCAAAUGACAAGCCAAAAAAACCCACAAAAAAAACCCAGCACUGUCUAAAAUGGCACUGCCACUGUUCCCAAAGCAUGUAUGUAAAUUUAAGAAAAUUGCUUUCAGACUUGUGAAAACUGACAUCAACGGUACAAUGAAACAUGACAGUGAGUUUAAAUGUGGGUAUCAUUAUUCUUGUCACUGGGAGAA
Molecule: messenger RNA, 3174 nt
Organism: Gambusia affinis (western mosquitofish)
Lineage: Eukaryota; Metazoa; Chordata; Actinopteri; Cyprinodontiformes; Poeciliidae
Gene: ankk1
Product: ankyrin repeat and kinase domain containing 1
Exons: 9
Coding region: 125-2398 (757 amino acids)
Biological process (GO): protein phosphorylation; protein localization to ciliary inversin compartment
Cellular component (GO): ciliary inversin compartment
Molecular function (GO): ATP binding; protein binding; protein kinase activity
Source: RefSeq, a predicted model, not a curated record